This is a messenger RNA of Monoraphidium neglectum, 236 nucleotides long. RefSeq lists its product as hypothetical. NCBI's taxonomy places the organism in Eukaryota, Viridiplantae, Chlorophyta, Chlorophyceae, Sphaeropleales, Selenastraceae. The annotation marks the transcript as partial. The record is from RefSeq and is a predicted model, not a curated record. The transcript has a single exon.
GCCAGGUGCACCCGAACACGCAGCGGACGUCGCAGCAGAUGCUGCUGUCAGAGCUGGGGCAGGCGGCCGCCGACGUCCUGCUCAAGACGCCCGCCGACGCGUCGCUGGCGUCAGCGGUGACGUCAUCGGCGGCGGGUGGGGCCGCGGGCGGGGGCGGCGAGCGGGGCGCGCUGGCGGCGGUGGCGGAGGCGGCGAUGGCUGAGCUGGAAAGCGGCGGCCGGGCCGUCGCGCAGUGA